Messenger RNA from Aspergillus melleus, 1452 nucleotides. RefSeq names its product fungal specific transcription factor domain-containing protein. The transcript has 3 exons. Gene Ontology annotation, molecular function: zinc ion binding; DNA binding. Lineage: Eukaryota; Fungi; Ascomycota; Eurotiomycetes; Eurotiales; Aspergillaceae. The record is from RefSeq and is a predicted model, not a curated record. Gene Ontology annotation, biological process: DNA-templated transcription. The coding region runs from base 1 to 1452 and encodes 483 amino acids.
AUGACCCCGACGGAAUCCCGGAAAAGCACCCGAGAGCAACUCUCCGAGGCUAAUUCUAAAAUCAGAGCCUUGGAAUCUUUGAUCGCAGCCCGCGAUAAUCUCCAGAGGCUUGGUCAUAGCGCCCCGGGCCAGGCUUUGCACCGAACCGGCAUUUCUCUGUCGCUCGGUGAUUCGUAUUUGUUGGACACGCAUCACAUUGAGACGGCUCUGGCCACAUUCCGCCAACACAUUGCCUACUGUGGUCCUGGAGUGCCUUAUUUUAGCUUACGGGCAUACUUCUAUUCUGCCGUCAGCGAACGCACGGGCUCGGAUCUGGACCUCGACUUCUUUUUACAUCAAGUGGCCGAAUCCUAUAAAUUACAUCACCCGGUAGAGGAACUGCGCGCCAUUCCUCAAAAAUGGCCAACACCUCAAUUGAUUCAGCAAUGCAUAGAUCAUUUCUCCAGAAGCGGGUUGUAUUCGGUGUUUCCUAUCGUCGAUACCGCCGUUCUAAGGGAGCUGCUCAACUCUGGUAUCAUGGAUGACCCAACAGACCCAACCCACACUGCUAAUCGCGCAUGCCUCGUUGCUUUUACCGCUCUCGUCACCGAGCUUCAUCGCCUUGAACCCGCUUUUGCCAACGCAGAUCCCGAUGCUUAUCUCCAAACAGCUCUGGGCCUUCUACCAAAACUGCUGAUGGAGACGCCGGACAUGAGAACUCUAGAGACUGUCGUCAUCAUAAUGGUUUACAUUCUGCCGAUCGGCCAAGCUCAAGCAGCCGGCAUGAUGCUUGCAAUUGCCGCCCGAAUCCUGUAUAGUCUUGGCGGCCACAGAACGAGGCAGCUGGACGAGUCGCAAGACCACCUUCCACACCGGAAGCAUCUACGCGCUCUCUUCUGGCUUUGCUAUACGUUGGACAAGGAAAUGUCCAUUCGAUACUGUGUUGCUCCUCUUAUAAAUGAUGCCGAUUGCGAUUUGGAGCUACCCGAGAACUACGUCAUGAGUUCUUCAGACCACCAAUUCCUUCAAAAACCUCUGUCGUCCGACGAGCUUCUUUACCCCUCUGACCUCCGACUCGCGAUGAUAAAGUCCAAAAUCUAUCGCCUUCUCUACCACGACCAUGGCUAUACAGUGGAUGAAGCGAGGCGUCUUCAGCAUAUUCGGGAGUUAGAUCAAGAACUAAGCGAACUAAAAUCGAGUUUCCCUAUUGGCUUCGAGCCCGACUCUUUGGCGACGGAGACAGAGCCGAACUAUGGGUUUCACGAUCUCAGUUUACGGGGAGUUAACCUGCACCUGGAAUAUUAUCUUUGCCUGGGCAAAAUCCACGAAGCAAGCAGUGCAUGCGGAACUCCAUCGCCCAAUAGCUGGUUCCCGCUCCCUUCCAGCGUGGAGAUAUGGUCUCAUGCUGCAAGAUCUACACUGUUGUAUGUUAGCCGGGCGCGCGAGUAUUUGAACUGGCACACCUUUUGGUGA